AUAUGCUGUACGUUCACCUUACACCACAUAAGAUAAGGCAAGCAGACACCCUUUCUGCCACUCACCGGGCACCAUACUCAAUUCAUUGACCGUACGUACGGCGCAGCACUUCGAGAAUAAUCACCAGGGCGAAAUCAUCGUUCCAUCGCCAGUCGCUGACCUCCCUGAUAUUCCGCUUUCUGGCCAAUAGACCUCUGCAAAGGGCCUACAUUAUCUCACCUCAUCUCAACCACACCCAAACUAGCAAGCAGUCCGAGGCAUUCAUCCGUCUCACAGUCUUCUUUCUUCACCAAUCCAUCCUCUCCUCUAUCAGCAAGCAAUUUGCGUGGCCCAACACUAUGACUACCGCUACUACCACGGCGACCUUCCACCCAUUUCCACGCCUCCCCACUGAGCUCCGCGCUCGUGUCUGGAAGCUGACCGUCGAGCCUCGCAUCGUCGAGGUGCGCGCGAACAACAACGUCGAGGGAUCCGAAUCAGUGGUCAAGUGGCUACCGCGGAUGCGCUACCUAUGCUCGCCUACCCCAGCCCCAGCCCAGCUGCAAACUUGCCGCGAGGCCCGCGAACACCUCACUACAUGCCCCGAUUCUGUAUAUCGAUUUGACAAGGCCUUUUCCGAGCUCGCAACGAUAUCGUCCGAGGGUGGCCCGCGGCAGGAGCGUUAUGUCUGGUUCAACUUCGACAUUGACAUGCUCUCUAUUGGGAGGACGGAUUUGCACGAAUUCAAGGCUGUAGCCUACCAGAUUCGCCGGCUACGGCUUCAGCGGUUCAUCUCAGACGAGUACUUUUCCCGCAACGAGUCGCUGUUAAUUAGCUGGUGGUUUAGGAAUGUUGCUGAGGUUCAACUAAUUUGUCUAGAUGGCAUUAGGGUGGCCUACUUGAUGACUGAAGACACAGACUUUCCCUGUGGUCCUGAGAAUGUGUAUUUUGUUGACCUAGAAGAGAUGGGUGGGACGAUGAUGAACAGUAUCGACCUGGAUGCUAUGGUGACUAGAGAGUACGAGGAACGUUAUGGGCCAGGAGAACAGGAUUGAAGGGGAAAAGUUUCAAAGGUCGUUUUGCCAGUGCUGCUGGCUGCUAUUGUAGUGGUCUUUGAUUCUCACAGCUCAAAAGGCGUGAGCAGUAGAAGAUAGAGAUGAUAUUUUUUGUUUUCUAAAA
Messenger RNA from Colletotrichum destructivum, 1158 nucleotides. RefSeq names its product Putative 2EXR domain-containing protein. Bases 339 to 1034 code for a protein of 231 amino acids. Lineage: Eukaryota; Fungi; Ascomycota; Sordariomycetes; Glomerellales; Glomerellaceae. The transcript has a single exon. The record is from RefSeq and is a predicted model, not a curated record.